Botrytis fragariae is the source of this 657-nucleotide messenger RNA. RefSeq lists its product as uncharacterized. Gene Ontology annotation, cellular component: extracellular matrix. Gene Ontology annotation, biological process: extracellular matrix organization. The record is from RefSeq and is a predicted model, not a curated record. The transcript has 6 exons. The coding region runs from base 1 to 657 and encodes 218 amino acids. NCBI's taxonomy places the organism in Eukaryota, Fungi, Ascomycota, Leotiomycetes, Helotiales, Sclerotiniaceae.
AUGGUUCGCAUGACCGCAAUCCUGGCUACGGCCAUUCUAAGUCUCGCAUAUGCUGCUCCUCUGAGCCCUGUUCAAGUAGCAGAAGAAGUUAAAGCACGAGGUGUGUUGGAUGCUACGUAUGCUCAGCUGGAUUGGUUUAUGGCUAAACGUGAUCCAGAGCUAUCUUAUGUGAAUAGCCGUGCAGCGGAAUUGAGUUAUGUGAAUUCGAAGCGUGAGCCAGAGCUGAGCUACGUCAAUUCCAAACGCGAGCCAGAGCUCAGCUAUGUGAACUCCAAGCGAGGGCCUGAGUUGAGCUACGUCAACUCCAAACGUUCCCCGGAACUAAGCUACGUGAACUCCAAGCGAGAGCCAGAGCUGAGCUACGUCAAUUCCAAACGCGAGCCUGAGCUUAGCUAUGUGAAUUCGAAGAGAGAGCCAGAAUUGAGCUAUGUCAAUUCCAAACGCGAGCCUGAGCUUAGCUAUGUGAAUUCGAAGAGAGAGCCAGAAUUGAGCUAUGUCAAUUCCAAACGCGAGCCUGAGCUUAGCUAUGUGAAUUCGAAGAGAGAGCCAGAAUUGAGCUAUGUCAAUUCCAAACGCGAGCCUGAAUUGAGCUACGUCAACUCCAAACGCGAGCCCGAACUCAGCUACGUCAACAGCCGCCACACACACAAGGAAUAA